AUGCUUGAGCGCAUUUUCCUCAUUCAACAUGGCGUGCCAGUGAUUGCAAGACCUCUAGCAGAACCAGGAGCCAACACAUCUGUGCGCUUAGCAUUCGCGGACACCGCUCACGUCCUCCAUGUCUGCGCGAUGGCCGUGGCUCGUGUCGUACGCGUCCUCGCUCGCUUCACGCAAGCGAUGUUGGAGGCCGUCACGGCUGUCGAUACCGAGGUCGAACCUCACGGUCUAAAGCUCAGCGGACUCUAUGACACUUUCAUGGAGCGUUUGGAGAACCUGCUAAAGUCGAUCGACCGGAGUAACGAGGCUCUGGUCAGGCUCGACGGCCUCAUAACUCAGACGCUCUCUUAUCCUCCCGUAUUCAACUACGUAUUCCUUCGUCAUAUCAUCCCCUUCAUCAUGCGACACAACGCAAUCAGACUUUCCUCCCGCGCUAUCAUAAUGACGGCCGGGCGCCCCACUCUGGCCAACAUCCGUUUGACCGUGCUUGAGAUCGCCGACAUGGCUCACCGUCUCCGGAACCAUGCAUCGGAUGGACGAGCUCAUUUUAGCUUGGAUGGGCUCGUUGAGAUUUGGGGGCUGUCCCAGGACAAACGCUCAAAGCUUUGCGACGCCCUGAACACCAUCGUCUUCGACCUCGAUGGGAGUGGUUGCUUCGCCUUCGUGGGCACGGUGGAUGAGGCGCUGCGUUUUGCACGCGAAUCGAGGGCUUGCAUUUUGUUUGCUGCUAUGCAGCUGAGUGCACUCACCCGCGACCCCAUGUUGCUCAUGACCUUCAAAGAGAUCGUCAGCUACUCCCACUGCUUCAUCCAGAAGUCGGUGAUCAUCCUGGGUCACCUCGCCGCCUUCAUCCGCGCCAUACACUGCAGCAUCUACAACACUGACACUGACCAGUUCGGCCCCUGCGUCGAUCGAGCUAACGACGCGUACGCAGCCCUCCGGUACGAGCUCGCGGACCUCUUCCACGGAGCGCACGCAGCGGAGUCCGUGCAGGCCUUCGACAACUUCCUGCGCAGUCGCCUAUCGAUCAGCCCCCCGCUCGUCCGCGCCGUCUCCAAGCGGACCGUGUCCCCCGUACUCAAAAUCUGCAAGCGCGUCCUCCCCCUGCACCGCACCAAGCUCACCAAGCUGCGCGACACGCUGGCGGAGAUGCGGGGGAGCGUGUUCGCGACGGGGAGGCUGAUUGCUAACUUACAGGUCGAGGUCCCCGACCUGCUGAGCCCGAAGGGCGGCUUCAUUGGGGACCUGGAGCGCAAGCUUGACGCGGGUGAUUGGGUAUAUUUGGUUGGGCUGAUGCAGUUUUUCCAGGAAAAGUAUCUGGAUGUCAAGGACGCCUUGGAUGACCUCAAAGAUAUUGCGGAUGAGAUCGGGCAGGUCGUGAUGGGGUACUAGGUGAGUGCGUGCCCUCGUGAUGGUGCUCACCGCGAUAGACUUCCGCCUCUUGUUUUGUAAAAGGGCUGCGUAGUUCAAGUUGUUCUGUUCGUUUGUCUUGCGAUCGUUGUACUUCUACCUACGGGUCUGGCUGGUGCUGAUGAAUGUAUCUUGGAAAUGCCAUGGAUGUGGCCCUGGAA
Molecule: messenger RNA, 1568 nt
Organism: Schizophyllum commune H4-8
Lineage: Eukaryota; Fungi; Basidiomycota; Agaricomycetes; Agaricales; Schizophyllaceae
Exons: 2
Coding region: 1-1389 (462 amino acids)
Source: RefSeq, a predicted model, not a curated record